AAACCAAGAAAAUAAAAAUAAAAGGAUAAAUAAAGCACAUGUACUAAUUACUAAUAAAGUACUAUAGAAAAAGUAAAUAGUAUUAGGCUAUAGGUAAUGGACUUCUUAGAAUUAAGGGAAAAAAAUAUCAGCUGACAAUCGCAGCCAAUGAGCAUUAAGUUGUGUCGUCAGCAAGUCGUUUCCCAUCAUGCUUUUGAUCAGCGCAGUCGGUGGAGAGCAACUGCGCGCGACUGCAGAAUCCGACACGUGCGCCUUGCGCUCGCGAGUGUUUUUUGACAUACGUCAGCAUGACAUCAGAGCAAGGCGGACUGCUCUCGGACACAUUUCUAACCGGCAUGCAUUACGCGCUGAUCACCGGUGAUCGGUUCUGCGCAGAUUUUGCUCAUCUCAAACAAGCCUAUUGUUCUCCUUUCAAAGUGCUCUCCUAUGCGUCAUAAAUUAGGCCGUUUCGAACGCAGGGUUGGUCUCAGAAGUAUGCCGACCAAUCAAGAUGAGCUAUCGUGAAACCACGUGUUGCAGCCACUGACGCAACAUUUACGCGACGCCUUCUAAUCCUUCUGCCCAUGUGAAUGUCGUUGUCGCCGGUGUCUACAUUUUACAAGGUGGCCAGGUGAGAUGUGGGUGCAAAUGCUUUGAUUGUUUUAUUGAAUACCGGAUGUACAAUUUCCAAAAUGACCACCAGGCUGUGCAGAUGGGCCCGACGGUUUCCACGCUACCCUCAGAUUGCUGCUGUUCCAGCCCGAUUACAGUCACCCACACUCCACUCUACAGAGCCAUGGUGCUCUUUGUCCUUGUCUUGGCUCCGGCCUGCUCCUAGACACCUCUGUCAGGGCAGUGAACUGGCCAAGAUGGAGGAGACCCCAAUUCCAUACGAACGCACAGAACUAGUGGGACUUGUUGAAAAGGCAGCCACUCCACAGGAAGUGCUUCAGUUGUGGGCAGAGCAAGGCGGAUCUGCUGGUGAUGCAGCCAGGUGUCUGAUCCAACUCAGUCUGCAGGUAUUGGAAAAGGGUAGUGACGGAAUUCUGCAGGAUCCACGCUGUGAAAAUAUGCUGGAGACCGUAAACUCUCAGGUGUCUUCAGUAUGGAAUGGAUCUCUAGUGGCUCUUCUGCGUGCUCUCUCCAUGUUGGGGCUCCCUUUUGAUGCCCCUCUGCUCCGCUCUCUCCAGAAUGAAGUUCUUUGGAGGAUUCGACGCCUCACCUACCGUCACCUGGCCUACCUGGUGGAUUGGGUAGCCUUUCAGCGCAGUAGAGGGCAGGAAAAUGAAGCUCUUACCAAUACCCUGUUGAAACAACUUGAGCUGCGCUGGACUGAGCUGUGCGAUCCUCGUACCAUCAGCAUUCUCAUGAGCCGUGCCUCUCUCCUCACCCCCUCACUCAUGGACAAACUAGAGGACAAGGCCCUGGAGUUGUCUGAAAACUUCAGCGCAGAGGAUAUCCGCAAGGUGGCGUUUGCACUGGCCUCUCAAAACAGAAGAGCGGUUUCUUUGUUGCGGGCACUCUCAUAUCAUCUGAACCAGAAACCCUCCCUUGAACUGAAUACACCACUGCUGCUUGACAUAGCAUAUGCUUAUGGUAAGCUGAAUUUUCACCAGACACAGGUACUCCAGAGAAUAGCUGCGGAGUUAUUACCUAGGUUAUCUGAACUGAGUUCACUUGAUGUCACACGCUGUGCCAAGUCUCUGGCCUUCCUCAAGUGGCUCCACCUGCCUCUGUUUGAAGGCUUUGCUCAGCACUACGCAAGUAAUAGUGAAAAGUACAGCACUCUGCAGGUGUGUAAUCUCCUCAUGUCUUUUGCCAAACUGAACUUCCAGCUCAGCAAAGGGGAGGAAUUCUACACAAAGGUGCAUACAGCUUUGGACAAUUCCUUUCAAAAUUUAGAGCCCUUUCUGAAAACAGAUGUUGUUUGGUCACUGUGUGUGCUGAACCAGGCCAAGCCUGAUUACAUCACCUCUGUUACAAAGCCUGCCUUUCAGAAGAAACUGUCAGCAGGUGGUAGUGUGGGCCGGACCGAGAACUAUCAACAGAAAUUAUUGCAAAUCUCUGCCUAUGCUCAGCUGGAGCCUCUUGGAGUCACAACUGUCACUUCUGCUGUGCUGCUGCCUACUUCCCAUCGCGAAGUGGACUCAAACAACCCUCUACGGAGUGGCCUAUACACAGCCCUCCAGAGCUUGACCAACGCACGUACACAGGCUCUCCGUACUGCUGUAAAAACAGUAUACGGCUGGACAAUAGAUGGAGAGCUUGUUGUAGAUUCAGAAAAUAAGCCUAUAGACUUGGAGAACUUAAAAGCCCCUCAUUUACCUGGAGGCGGUGGGACUGUUGUCUUACCUGCUGGUGCACGACGGAUAGCAUUUGUGGCUUGGGAUUUUCCUAAUUUUUGUCUCAGGAGUAAGGAUCUUCUGGGACGCUUUGCCAUGCAGAAACGUCACCUACAGCUUGCUGGGUUUAUAGUGGUGGAGGUGCCGUACUUUGAAUGGCAGGAGCUGAAGUCUGAUAGGCAGAAAGUGGCCUACCUAAAGGACAAGUUAUGGAAGGCAGUGGCUGAGGACAUGGCAAAAUGAGAUGAUGGACCAACUGUUCAUCAAACCAAUCAAUACAUUUAAAUGCUUUCAGACAGGCGGCGGCACUACUGACCCAGGCAAUAACAUUACAUAUGAGGGAAGGAUAAUGAGUACUACAACACAUAUAUAACUGUGACUGAAAUGUUGUUGUCCACAUGUAUCAUGAUGGCAAAAUCUGAACAUCAGGGUGGAAUAAAGGAGUGAAAUCAAACAUAUGUCUGGGAGCUGUAAUCUCUGCAUGCAGAAAAAUCAGAACCUCCAUAAAUCAGUAAAUGCUUAGAAGAAACAUUAAGGAAUCUAUUGCCUUCCCAAAAAGCACUCUUGCAGCCAAAGAGGCAAGCAUAUGCUCUAAAGUGCAAGAGUGUGACUGAGCUGACAUAAGUGAUGUUCACCACAGGGGAAACCAUUCUUCUUCAACCACGUUCAAUUAUCAUAUCUUUGCUUCCAUUGUCUAAAACAUUGUCCAUUGUUGUCCUCAAAAGCACCAGGACAACCACUUUCUACUACCACUAAUAAUAAAUACAUACACCUCCUUUUUAAUGCAGUUACCUAGACAACACUUAAGGCUUUCCUUGUUUCCAAGGAGACAGUUGUUAAGGUUGAAAAUAUUUACAGAGAGGGGAUUACUCAGAAACUGAGAUUUUCAGUUUAAAAGAUACUUUCAUUACAGACAGAGAGUACCCCUCUGCAUUUCCUCUUAAUUAGUAAAGGUGGAAAAUAAUAUCAAAGGUGUAGUUCUCAAACAUGUUAAAUUCUGUCUUCAUUUACCAGAAUGUUGUUCCAAACCUAUAUGUCUUAUUUCUUCCGUGGAACUCUUGAGAUGUUAGGCAGAAAGUUUGGGACUGAUAGCCUACGCCACCUUUCAAUGAAUUUCACCUUUCAUAAAGAUGCCAUGAAGGGGAAUGGUGACUAAGGCUGUCAGUCCCUAACAUUCUACCUAACAUCUCGUGUUCCAGAAAAUGGAAAUGACAGAUUUUUUAUAUUUUGGUGAUUUGUCCCUUUAAUAAUUAUAUCAACUCUACUCGACUUGCAUGUUAUAUGUGCAUUUACGGAUGUACCUGUUAUUUGAUAAAGAGCUGUCUUAACAAUUUUACCUAAACAUAUAGGAUGAAAUAAAAUUCCAUAGAACAUUUGUUUAGCAUAUAACCCAUUAAUUACCCAGCUCUGGAAUGUUCAGUCCUUAAGACCUGUUGUCAGUAUUGUGCUCCUGUUAUUUGCUGUCAUGUCAAACUGGAGGUCCUUCCUGUAGUUGGACUUUAUUGAAGAAUAGACCGUCCUCGUGAAAGAAAAUCUCAGAGGUUUAUAUUUUACUUGAGGUAGUGCAGAGAAUGGAAUUUUCCAUUUAUACAUUCACCGUGCUUAAGGUCAGUGUGUGGUAUCAAUAAAAUCAAUUGUA
Molecule: messenger RNA, 3960 nt
Organism: Xyrauchen texanus (razorback sucker)
Lineage: Eukaryota; Metazoa; Chordata; Actinopteri; Cypriniformes; Catostomidae
Product: FAST kinase domain-containing protein 4-like
Exons: 12
Coding region: 672-2564 (630 amino acids)
Biological process (GO): regulation of mitochondrial mRNA stability; mitochondrial RNA processing
Cellular component (GO): ribonucleoprotein granule; mitochondrial matrix
Molecular function (GO): RNA binding
Source: RefSeq, a predicted model, not a curated record